Toxoplasma gondii ME49 is the source of this 2233-nucleotide messenger RNA. RefSeq lists its product as hypothetical. The record is from RefSeq and is a predicted model, not a curated record. The transcript has 2 exons. Bases 353 to 1513 code for a protein of 386 amino acids. NCBI's taxonomy places the organism in Eukaryota, Apicomplexa, Conoidasida, Eucoccidiorida, Sarcocystidae.
CUUCUUUUUCCUGGAAGCCUUCCCCUGCUUUCUCUUCCCUCUCGACCGCCUUCGGGCGGCUGACCAGACGGACCUCGGGCCGCUUCGAUAUUGGUCCUCGUUUGUCUUCUUUUUCCCUCGCUUCUUUGCUCAGUUUUUGGUCCACGUUUUCGCUUGCUUUGCGGUCUCUUUUCUUGCAUUCUCCGCUCCUUCUCUCUCGUCUUUCAAGGGGAAACAAGGUCGGCAGGAAGACGCGUCUUGGGCGUAGGUGCCUGCCUGUCUAUACAGCGCAGCCGAGCACCCUUUUCUUUCCGCUCUUUUCUUCCAACCUUUUUGUGUCAGCUGGUCUCCCUCGUCCCCUGAAUUUCGAGACAUGGCUGCGGAGGAAGAGACGAAAGAGGGCCGACGCGCAGACUCCGCAGUCAACGAGCUGGAGAGACACCCGUGCGAAGAAGCGCCUUCCUUUUUUUGCGAAAUUGUCGCGUCUCCCGACCUUGAGACUCCGCGGGGUCUCUCGGCGCUCGACGACCUCCUCAGUUCGGCGCCUGAAAGAUUGUCGCUGCUUGCCCAUGUCGCUCGGCACUCGCAACAGAAGGCUCUGCGCUCUCACCAGGCUCCGCAUGCAGUUUACGGCCCGGGUCUUCUCUCGAAUUGUCUGCCGCACCAGCGCCGGGUCUUCGCCCUCCACCAGCCGCUGCCUCCCCUGACGCUCCUCCCAGAGCCUUACCGGUAUCAGACGUUUUCUCUGAACCAGCUUUUGGAUGCGGACCUCACGCAGGCAGUCUCCUCCAGGCCCGAGGCGCGAGCCGACCAGGCACCCGUCUUCGCGGAGCUCGCGGGCGCCCAGAAAGACGCCUCGAGCGAGACGAAGAAGGUCGCGGGGAGCCUCGCCGCCUUCCUGCUUGCCGGACCUCCCGCGUCGGCCGUCGCGCCUCACCGUCUCCGCCAGCUGGACCGCAAGGCCUCCAGAGCAGCCUCGCAAGUCUCUGUCUCCCGCGUGAGUGAAUCGAGCCGCGGCCUCGCCGGCACGAAUGCAGAUGCCAGCGGUCAAAGCGCCGUCUCCUUCGCCCGCAGCCUCUCCGGCGUCUCCCGCCUCUCGGGCCCAGGUGUACAUACACCAGCCCCCGCCUACCCCGCAGUGUACGUACACCCGGGGCGCCUGGGUGUAUGUCCACCUCGCGGCGCGGGGGGGCCGCGCGGGCGUCUUCCGCGUGGUUUGGCGCCCACCGCGUUUCCCCAGGGUCAGGCCGCGGCCCAGGCGGGCAGCUUCCCGCGGCCUGCAGGUGCAGAGGACGGACGCAGCAGCAGCGUCUUGGCGCAGAAGUUCGCGACUGCGGAGAGUCGCCGCGCCGCCUCCGCCGUCGGCAGCGCAUGCAGCGCCCUGAGUGCCCCCCCCGGCGGACCUGCGCCUGCGGGGCUCGGGCCUGGAGGCAGUGGCGCGGAGCGACACCGCGAGGUGAAGGAGAAGAAGAAGCGAAAAGAAGAGAAGAAAGGAAAGAAGGAGAAGAAGAAACGCCGCACUGAGGGCGAGUGACGGGCAAGAGCGAAAAAAAGAAGAAGGAGAGAAGAAAAUGUAGGAGAGACGAAAAUGUAGGAGAGAACAGGAUGAAGGAGGGAGGGAAGAAGGAGCGAGAAGAAGAAGAGGUUCAAGUUUUUUCUAGAGAUUCUCGGAUUCUCUCGGUUGAGCUCUUUGGUAAUUCUGCGAGGCGAGACAGGCUGGGAGAAAUGUGCGAGAUGCGUUGUCCGGGGUCUCCUCUUUCGGAGCGUCAACGCAUUUGUUUGCGUUUCUCGUGCCUAUGAUUUCUUGCCUUCAAGUCUCGUUGUUUUUUCGUUCUCUCUUAUCGCCCUUCUGUCGAUUUAUUUCUGCUUCUGCGGCACGUAUGUCGACCCCCUUCCUUGUCGCCUUUCCAUCUGUCUCGUUUCUUCUCUUCUUCUUUUUACCUUUCCUCACUGUUCCUCUCUGUCUCCGUUCGCCCGACUUCUUCGUUUUCUGCCUGUCUGCCCUCUCCGUUUCUGUCCUUUCGUCUCUGUCCCCUUCAUUCCUUUCGUCUUUCUCCCUUUCUCUCCACUCUUCUCUCUCCGUGUCUUGCUUCUCUCCCAAUUUCCUUUUUCGUCUCCUGUUCUCGUCUUCCGGUGUUUCUCGGAGCCCCAGUGUGUACAGAUGUCUCCGUGUGGGGCUCCCCUAGAACGCGACCUUUGUUUCGCCACGGAUGAAAGUUUCACUUUUCAGUCUUCUUCACUUCUUCCAGUGUGU